AUCUUAUCUUUUAAAAUGUACUUCCAAUUGGCUCCUGUACUUCAGAAGACUUGCUUCAGGCCGUUGUAGAGCUUUAGAUAUUUACUCAUUUCUAAACAGGGAUUUUUGCUCUGUCUUCUUCGUUAUUCCCAUUGAAGUUUGAGAGAUUGUUCAUAAUAAAAAGAUUUGGCAGCUUCAUGAUUCACUAGGCUGGGUAUCCAGCCAAGAUAUAAUGAUGGCUCAUCAAGAGCUGUCAGUUUAUAUUGCAUGUACUGUGGAUUUCAGGUGAUGGAAGACAGUCUGAAGACCACAGAGCCUUAAAAUACUAAGAUUCGGAGAACUGUUCCUUGAAGAUACUGUGACAAUAAAACAGCAAAAUUGUGAGCACCCCAUAAACUUGGAGGUGUCUGACUCAAUAAAAACUUCCAGAUUGGACCAGCACUCAAGAAAGGACCAACCUGGAAGCUCAACAUAGAUAUCAGGCUCUUCACUCAGAGCUGCCUUAUGAUCUUUUCAGGGGAUGUGAAAUUUCCCUAUUUCUACCCCUUAUUAUUCAGGGCUUGUCAAGCCAGAGUUCUGCAGCUGCUGUGCAGAAAGGCAUGAUGAAAGGAUGCUGAAGCCAGCUGAAAUGCCAAGGGAAGACCAUUUUCAUGCACCAGGUUUAUGAUGGAACUCACAUCUUUGCCUAAAUUCCUGUGGACAAAUGACAAUAAACUUCUGCAUCACCAUUUUCCGGACAUACUGGCUACUGUUCACACCACACAAGACAUUCCUGAAGAAGCUGUUUUUGGACCAUGUAUGCUCCAGAACACCCUAGUGGACACCGUAGCUUUUAUUGCCCUCAAGUGUUCUGAUAGACGGAACAUCCAUUACGUAUUCAAGGUAGAUGUUACGUCUGUGCACAGUCCUACAGGGCUGCCUUGGAUGAGACUUGUACAAGCAGCUGCCAAUAGCAAGGAGCAAAACUUGGAAGCUUACUUAGAAAACAGUCAGUUAUAUUAUCGCUCUACCAGGAAAAUCAACAAAAAUGAGGAGCUGCUUGUCUGGUAUGAUGAGGAGCUUUCCAGCCUCUUGGGUUUCAAUGAGAUAAAAGCUCAAAGUCCCCCAAAUGAGCUGAGAUGCCAAGAAUGCAACCGAGUCUUUAAAUGUGAGCAUUCGUAUCUCUCCCACAUCCGCUUCCUAUGUGUCCCAGAGAAGAGCGCUCUGCUAUGGAGAAACUUCCAGGAUGGCAAGACUGAAAAAGCCAACUUAGUGGACCAGACCACAAAUUUCCACAGCCUGGCAAGGGAUCUCGAGGUCAAAAUGACAGCUUGUAAAGAUGAUGCCAAUGGUCUCACAGGAGAAAAGAGAGCAAAAUUAGAAGAGGCUGAGAACAACAGGAGCAGGAAAACAGUGUUGUUGGAGAAAACAAAUAACCUGAGUGAGGGACAUAACUGUGGGGGCAAGGAAGAGGUUGGGGGAGAGCAUGCACUGGCAGGUUCUUUCUGGAAGUCUAGUUCAGGGAGGCAAACAGCUAGGAAGGAUGCUUUUGAGCAGAAGCAGAGUGCUUUCACUGAGGUCAGGAGGGUGAAAGAGAAGAUGAGGAAUGAGAGACCCAAGGAAUCAGAAGAGGAGGAUGACACGGUCCCAGCUGGUAAGGAACAGGUAUCAAAGGAAGUGUUGCUGAACUCCUCUGGCAGUGCAUUCUCCUUUGUGUGGCCCACCAGAGCCAGAGGAGAACAGAAGAGUGCUUUCAGCAAGCCCAGUAAAUGCCUACCAGAAAGAGCUGCAAUAAAUUCUUCUCAUCCUAUGAGUGAAUCACCAAAGAGCCUGGGGGAGCUGUCUGGCUUCAUUGCCACCACAGACAUCAUGUGCUGCAGCACCCUUCUCAAUUCCAAGUUCUUUGUCAGUGAUUUGUGUAAUGCUCAGAUGCUGCAGACUAGCAUCACUCAGAGCAAUGUUUUCCCAUAUACCUCAGAACUGUGGCCCAAACAAGCAGGAGGACAGUUACAAAACACAAGCACCUCCUCCUCCUCCUCCUCCUUGACUCUUCUUCCUCCUACCUUCACGUCAUUUGGAGUGGCUGCCCAGAACUGGUGUGCCAAAUGCAACUUGUCCUUUCGCAUGACAUCUGAUUUAGUCUUCCACAUGCGGUCACAUCACAAAAAAGAAUACUCUUCAACUGAAUCCCAGAGCAAGAGGAGACGAGAGGAGAAGCUAACAUGUCCAAUUUGUCACGAGUACUUCCGAGAACGCCAUCAUUUAUCCCGGCACAUGACCUCUCACAAUUAGAGCUGUACAGACAGAUCUCACCAAGGGACUGGGCAGGUUGGGUAAAGAAGGGAAACAUUAUUCAAUUGUAUCAAUUUCUUUUUGCAGUUACAUUAAUUUCUUACAGAAGAUCACUUUACAGUAAUCUUUGCAAAAAAAUAUGAAAUGUUUACAAAAGUCUGAGUGGGUUGUAACAUCUGAAAACUCAGCCUAGCCCUUGUCAAUCUAUUUUUGAGGAAAUAAAGUAGUGAAAUGAAUGCACAUGCAGUAUUAAUUUGCAAAGAGUUGGGAACAAAGGUAUCAUUUUGCAGAUAGUUUGCUUUGCUUGUAUCUGAUUUGCUGGUGCAGUACAAUGUAAAUACAGAAGUAACACACUCUACUGAAUGUGGAAUCUUUAAACACUAAAAAAAAAAAAGUGUUUAUAUGCUUAAAGAAAAUAAGUUACUUUUCCUAGCAGCUUUGGUGGACUCCCUCCUUUGUGCUAGCUGAAUUUGCACUGUUAUCAGAUUCAUCUCACUGUCUCCUUGGCUUUGGAAGGGACUACUUAAAAUUAAGACUCUACCUGAAAAUAGUGGUUGUCAAAAAGUGACCAAUACACAGCCAAAGAGGAUGUGAGUUGUAAAUCAGUACAUCUGAGCUCAGUUCUAUGCUCUGCCGCUUUUGAAAUAUCUUACACAAAACCAAAUCAAGAUGGAUCUGCAUCAAAAUAUGACCUGUUGUCAACACGAUCAUGUAGACAGGGAGCACAAAUUCUUCCCUGAGGUGUGCUUGCAAAAUCUGUGUGACUUUGGUAGGCAUAUAGAUUGGAUAGCGGCAGAGUUUGGCCUGUGGUUUUCAGUUUUUGGAUAUACUAAAGAAAGUAGCUGGGAAUUCUGAGUUACUGCUAUCUACUGAUAGACAGUAGAUUGUUGUUACUGCAGCUCAUCUAAUUAGCCUUUCAUUACUUUCUAAAUCCACUUAGGGACUUGCUCUUGAUAGCUUAUGACAACAUGUUAUUCAAGUGAGCAUAAAUGUCUCUCUUGAAUGGGAUUGUUUAAGGCUGUGUCCUGUUUUUGUGGCCUGUCUCUGAGCCUCAUCUGCAGUUAUUCCCUUUCAGAUAGAGAAUUGUUAAAAACCGCUUAUUUCCCAGAUAAGAGUACCCCUGAGAUUUGUAUAGGACAUUGCAAUAUUCUCAUUAUUAUUUAACUUCAUGCUGAUGAUACAGUCCAGCCUUUGCAGCACACUGGACAGAAGUUUUUGAGGUCCCAUCAUCGCUUAUGUUGAUAAUACAAGUAUCAGACUUCCAAGGGACAAGAGACAGCCCUAGAGUCUUAGACUGUCAACUGGGAUCAACAUAUUACCCUCAUUGUCAUCUCGUGGGAGAUUUCUCUAAGUCAGAGACCAUAUUCUUACCAGUAUAGUGCUGUUUAUUAUUAAUACAUGGCUGUUUCCAGUUAGCAUAAACAUUUGACUUAUUGUAGGCCAGCCACUGGCUGUGCACUCCAGCUUUAUUUUCCCAACAUAAAGUGAUUAAACCUUUACAUUAUGCCUUUGAGUUUAGAGGACAUAAAUUGAGACUGGAGGUCUGGUUGGACUGUAACACAGCCUUCCCAGGUCAGUGGUGGAACGUCUUUCAUUGGAGUCAUUAAAAACCAAAGUGAACAAAAGCUUUGAAACACGCAGCACAGGGAACAACCUUGCAUUGAGUAGGGGAUGAUGUGGUUUCCUCCUAAUCUUUCCAUCUCUAUUUUGUGUCCAAUAACAUUUACUGUGUAAGGAAUAUAUUUAUGGCAAGGUUUUACGGGCCAAAUUUCACUCCAUCUGGUUUUAUCUGGGUGCCAGCCAGUUUACUGUGAAGUCAGUGUCCAUAAAGUGUAAUAAAGGACUCCAUGGUGUAACUGCAUUCAUAUGUGGUUAGGGUUAUAGUUCCCAUUAGUAGUUUAGGCCAGAUUGUGAUCUCACUUAUUCCAGUGCAAAUCCAGAAUAAUUCCAUGUUGCUACUCCUGAUUUACAUCAAUAAUAUUCAGAUCAGUCUGGCCCUGUAUGAAUAAGACUAAAGAUAUUUUUUUCAUACCAUUACUGCCAAAUAUUCUCCUCUGUGCUUUCUAUAAGAUGCUGUUUUCUUAACAGUUGUAUGUUAGAAACUUGGCUUCAGAUUUCUUCUGGAAACAGACAGGCGCAGCUAUGUAAUGCUUCCCUGUAUUAAGUUGGUGCAUUGCUUCAACACUGUCUACUCCAAGGGCCUGUUUUUCCAGUGUGCUACACUUGGUUAUCAUGUAGGUCAGAAUGAAGCAGUAUCUAACUGGCUACAUGGUUUCACUGAUUUUGUGUUGGUGUAAGUGAUACUGAGAAAGUGCGGAAAACCAGCCACUGACAAAAAGCUGCUAAAUCUCCAGAAUUCUUCCAAUGGUGUGUUAGAUCUACAUCUUCAGAGCUCUCAUUCAUAAUUAAACUUCAUUCUAAGGGCUUAAGUAAGCAGCAAAACUAUGGGGAGAGAUAGCUUUCCUUUAUAUCAUGAAGUUGUUUUCUAUGGUGAAAGAAAAAAACAACAAUAACAACAACAACAACAACAAAAAACAAACUCACAAAAAAAGACCUCUAAUCCAGUUUCUUUGUGGGCAUAUCUCAGCCACAUCAACUUAGAUACUGUGAUGACAAACCCUGUAUAAAUGCCUUCUGUGCAUAGAAAGGCGAGAGAACCAGUUAUGAAGAGUGUCAGAGCUGAUUUAAAAUACAAAAAUGAAGAGAAGAGGUUUUUAACCAGCUUUCCCUCUGACAUUGUCCUUAUCUCCUCCAGUUGCAGGAGCAGCAUGGAUUAUGCUAGCAUGUAAAGACUGGGGGGUUUCCUCUUGCAAAACAGAAAUCCCACUACAGGGAAGUGUGUGCUAUACUGUCCUUAGCCCUCUUCAAAUGGCCAAUGGCACAAAGAUUGAGUGAACAAGUUGCUUUUCACACUGACAACUACAGUGUUUUGUGAACUAAGACCUGUUUACACGCACUACUGUCCAGUAUCACAUUCUGUUGCCACCUACACCUGUGCUGACAUCAGAGCAAAAUAGUAUCGGUGCCAACAGAAUCAGACCUUGAUUCCCUGUGUGUGAAAUAAGCUUUUGUGCAAAGCCCCUCAUGCAGUCGGGGGGAAUGUCUUUUAUGUGUCUCAUGUUUAACUGAGUGUCUCAUCUAAGUUGGGUUACAUAAACCCUUGGACUUAGCCAAAAUUUCGGGAGAUUUUAUUUCCUUAUAUGAAAAUAUUCAUAUUAAAGCUGAGUGAACCAAGGUAGCACAGGCUAAAGGAAGCCCAACGAGACAAAGAAAAACAAACUUCCUGUAACUGAGUCAUUCUGGAAGCUUUUUUUCCUUAUGUCUGGAAGUCUGAACAUUUAAAUUGGUGUGCAUGAAAGGAAAUCCUGCUGGAAGAAAGGCACUCCACUAGGUGUUCUUGAAGAAAUGAAGGGACUUAAGGAAUUCAUGAAGGACUGCAUCCAGUCUCAGCGCAAUACUGUGGUUUUACAGCAGGGAUCUGUGUCGUUUUUAUGACUAGAUAUACCUGGAGGAAAAAAAAAUGAAGAUAUGUUUCUCUAUCAAAACCACACUCAGAUUUUUGAAGAGUAUGCAUGUGCUUGUUUUUAGGAGUAAAUUUUCACUAAUUCCUUAGAUACAGUCUGUGGGCUCCCUACAGACCACAGUUUGAAAAUCACUGGACUAGGGCAGUUUUCGUGGUGUGAUCAGGAAAGACUGCAUUAGAAGCACUCUCCAGAGAGCAAGAAUGCACCAUUCUGUAGGAAAAAAAAAA
Molecule: messenger RNA, 6001 nt
Organism: Oxyura jamaicensis (ruddy duck)
Lineage: Eukaryota; Metazoa; Chordata; Aves; Anseriformes; Anatidae
Gene: ZNF488
Product: zinc finger protein 488
Exons: 4
Coding region: 643-2250 (535 amino acids)
Biological process (GO): regulation of DNA-templated transcription
Cellular component (GO): nucleus
Molecular function (GO): protein binding
Source: RefSeq, a predicted model, not a curated record